Candida tropicalis MYA-3404 is the source of this 987-nucleotide messenger RNA. It is a transcript of the gene MEU1, whose product is annotated as S-methyl-5-thioadenosine phosphorylase. Bases 1 to 987 code for a protein of 328 amino acids. The transcript has a single exon. Gene Ontology annotation, biological process: nucleoside metabolic process. Gene Ontology annotation, cellular component: cytosol. Lineage: Eukaryota; Fungi; Ascomycota; Pichiomycetes; Serinales; Debaryomycetaceae. Gene Ontology annotation, molecular function: S-methyl-5-thioadenosine phosphorylase activity. The record is from RefSeq and is a predicted model, not a curated record.
AUGUCUGUUCAUAGAGAAAAAGUUGAUCUUGCCAAAUUACCUCAUCAUUAUGAUGGCCCAGUCACUUUAGCAGUUAUUGGAGGUACUGGUUUAUACGAUUUACCAAAUUUGCAUCCUGUUGCAAGAUUGACCAUUUCUACUCCAUGGGGGUUCCCAUCAGGUCCAAUCACUAUCUCCAAGACUGACCUGGGAUUCCCAGUAGCAUUUUUGGCUCGUCAUGGUCAACAUCAUGAUUUAUUACCAAGUGAUGUCCCUUCAAGGGCUAAUAUUGCCGCUUUGAAGAAAUUGGGUGUUAAGGCCAUCAUUUCUUUUUCUGCUGUUGGUUCUUUACAACAAGAAAUUAGACCAAGAGAUUUUGUUUUACCAACUCAAAUCAUUGAUAGAACCAAAGGUAUCAGGCCUUCUACUUUCUUUGAAAAAGGUUUUGUUGCUCAUGCCAUGUUUGGAGAACCAUUUGAUUUGAAAUUGAACCAAUUGAUCAGAGAUGCUAUUCCAAGUGAAGGAUUCUUAGAAGCUUUUGAUGAAAACCCAUCCCCAGUUUUACAUUCCAAAGAAAACACAAACAAGGGUGAAGAUUUAACCAUUAUUUGUAUGGAAGGUCCUCAAUUCUCCACCAGGGCUGAAUCUAAAUUGUACAGAACUUGGGGAGGAUCAGUUAUCAACAUGUCUGUAUUACCAGAAGCCAAGUUGGCUCGUGAAGCAGAAAUUGCCUAUCAAAUGAUUUGUAUGUCUACUGAUUAUGAUUCUUGGAAUGAAAGUGAAGAACCAGUUACUGUUGAAACUGUGGUUGGUAACUUGAAGGCCAAUUCUGCUAAUGCUUGUAAAUUGGCUGCCAAGUUAAUUGAUGAAUUUGCCGCUAAAGGAUCAACCAUCGGAGAUGAUAUCCAAGGCAGUAUGAAGUAUGCCGUUAGUACUAGUCCACAUGGGGUUAAAAAGGAGUUGUUGGAAAAGAUGCACUUUUUGUUCCCAGGAUAUUGGGAAGUUUAG